AACUUCCGCCCUGAUGUGCAAUUCAUAAAGUUGGGAAUUUGUGUAAAGCCAGCAGCAACGGGGGAGGAGUUUUGGCUUGUCACAGUUACACUUAUUAGCUAGUAUAUAUCGGCCGUAUUAUUAUGUAUGGAAAUUUCCCGGUAAAUAUUUUCGUAUAUGCCGAAACAUAUCCCUGGUCAGCACAGCCGCUACUAUGUAUCGCAUCACUGCCGCAGAGCAUUUCUCCUGGCAACAGUUUCAGAACUGGACGUGCUUUGCUGAUCCCUAAUAAAGAAAUCUCUUCCCACUGAAGAUGUGGAAAGUUAUCAUCGGCAUCACAACUUUACUGUUCUUGGCGGAGAGUUGGUUAUCGAUCGGCAUCGAAGGAAAUCCGACGAUGAAUUGGCCAAUCAGCAGCACUGCUGGAUCUCGACAGCUGCAUCGACUCUCCCACCGCCCUUUGGUCGUCUCAGAUGACGAGCUAAUCUAUCGCCAGCAUCAGCCUCGAUGGCAUUUUCAUUUCCAUUCGGAGCGACAGCAGAUCCCAUCACCUUCCAUCAACCUGUCCAAAAUCGUCAAGCGAUCUGUGGAUAGUCUAGAAACCGAUACACUCGAAGAACGUCAAUCGAGAGGAGAACCACCGACAGACGACAGCCAGGACAAAAUCGCUGCCGUGGAAAAUGAAAUCAAUCAGCUUGCAGAGACCGUGAAUUCCCUCGCCAUCAAUCAAACAGGUAACACCGCCGGCUCUGCUGCUGGUAUUAAAUACCCGAAAUUCUGGGGAGUAGCGAAAUCGGUUGACGGGAAUGAAGAUUACGUCUCGUUCCAAGAGUCGCCGCUCCUGAUGUUGCCGGAGACCACCAGCAAUAACGAAACGCUGGCCCAGUUUUUCGGCAUCACCAACAUCUACGUGGGCGGACAGAGGCUCAUCAACAAGAAACAGUCGGAAUUGUUACCGGACAGCGUGGCAGCAAUAGAUUGUCCCGUGUGUCCCACCGUCUCCGCCGUCGAAUGUCCUACACUCCCCGAGCAUAUCAUUUUGACAGUUACAGCUUGCGAGAGUUUCGGUUCUUCCUUGGGUACCUGCUCGGUGGCUUCCAUCGCGUCCAGUGGCACCAUUUUCAUUUUGUUUCCGAGCAGCAGCGCCGGAAGUGGCGGUCGCAAGAGCUUCGGCCGUUACCUGAAAAAGAAGAAUAAGAACAUCGCCGCCAGCGUUGCCACUGCGGUCGUCGGAGUAGUUGCCGCAGCUCCCAACACUAAAGUCAAAAUGACAUGUCCCUACAUUCCCACAGAUGUUACGGUUACAACGCAAAAUGGGCCAGUGUUGCCGUACAAGCCAAGGGAAGAGGCAGGAUUCAUCCAACUUAUCGUAACCGGUACCUUAGCAUCGGAGAAAUACACAAUGGCAUGUGUUUGGGCUUCCAGUCCUUAAUAAGGACAUUUGUCGCUUCUUUUUUUGUUUAUUUAAAUUAUUCAACUCAAUUUGAUGCGUCAUUGUACAAACUAUUUUCACGAAUACAAAAUUUAUAACAU
Daphnia pulex (common water flea) is the source of this 1512-nucleotide messenger RNA. RefSeq lists its product as uncharacterized. The transcript is spliced from 6 exons. Bases 293 to 1411 code for a protein of 372 amino acids. The record is from RefSeq and is a predicted model, not a curated record. Lineage: Eukaryota; Metazoa; Arthropoda; Branchiopoda; Diplostraca; Daphniidae.